UUCAGACCGGAAGUGCAGCCUGUUAUUGAAUCCAGUUUGACAUUGGUGCCGAAUGCUGCUGCUGCUGCUGCUGCUGCGACCAGACGAGACUGCCCGUCGUAUCGCCCGGCUGCCGGUGGCCACUCCUGCCGUCGAGACACUACGGCAAACGGACUUCUAAGCGCAGCCAUGUGCAGCUGUGUGCGGAGCUCCAGGGCUCUGUCCCCCGUGCUGCUCCCCAGGCUGCUGCCCCCGCACCCCUGCUACAGGCUGGCGGACAGGGGCCUCCGGACCUCGGCCCGCUGCCUGGCCGUCAGCGGGGACUCGCAGCCGCUCCCGCUGCCCGGCCAGGCCCGGGUGGUGAUCUGCGGCGGGGGCAUUGUGGGGACGUCGGUGGCGUACCACCUGGCCAAACUGGGCUGGACUGACAUCGUGCUCCUGGAGCAGGGCAGACUCGGUGCAGGGACCACCAGACUGUGUGCUGGCAUUGUCAGCGUGGCUAAGCCUAUUUCCAUUGAGUGUCAAAUGGCCAACUACUCCAAUGGCCUUUACGAGCAGCUGGAGGAGGAGACGGGGGUCAAAACAGGCUAUGUGAAGACGGGAUCUUUGUGUUUGGCUCAAAAUCAGGAUCGCUUCCUCUCCCUGAAGCGCCUGGCAUCCCGACUGAAGGUAAUGGGGAUCAGCUGUAACAUCAUUAAACCUAAGGAAGUGGCCAAACUCCACCCUCUUGUCAAUAUUCAUGACCUGGUAGGGGCACUCCACCUCCCAGCUGAUGCUGUGGUGUCUCCACCUGAAGUUAACCACGCCCUGGCUGUGGCUGCUGCUGGACAAGGGGUUCAGAUCCUGGAGCGGACCAGUGUCCAGCAGGUUCUGGUGGAGAAGGGUCAAGUGAUGGCGGUGGAGACUGACCGGGGCUCCAUUGAAUGUGAAUAUUUCGUCAACUGUGCUGGACAGUGGGCCUACGAGCUGGGCCAGGCCAGUGAGAGGAAGGUGUCAGUCCCUCUUCAUGGCUGUGAACACUUCUACCUCCUCACAAAACCUCUCCAAGAGCCACUUCCAGACGCCAUGCCAGUGGUGAUCGAUAUGGACGGCAGGAUAUAUGCACGGCCGUGGCAGGGCGGCCUUCUGUCAGGGGGCUUUGAGAAGAAUCCCAAACCCAUCUUCACUGAGGGCCGAAACCAGCUGGAGAUCCAGAACAUGCAGGAGGACUGGGACCACUUUGAGCCAAUGCUCAACGCUCUGCUGAGGAGAAUGCCUGGUCUAGAGUCGGCUGAGAUCCAUCAGCUCGUCAACUGUCCGGAGUCCUUCACGCCUGAUAUGCGCUGUCUGAUGGGAGAGACGCCAGGCGUCACUGGCUACUACGUGUUGGCUGGGAUGAACUCAUCUGGUUUGGCUUUCGCCGGAGGAGCUGGCAAGUACCUGGCAGAGUGGAUGACCUACGGCUACCCCACCGCCAACGUCUGGCCACUGGACAUCAAGCGCUUCGGUAACCUGCAGAGCAGCCGGACCUUCCUGAGACACAGAGUCAUGGAAGUCAUGCCCCUGCUCUAUGAACUGAAGGUUCCUCGCUGGGACUUUCAGACUGGCCGUCAGCUGAGAACCAGCCCUCUGUACGACCGUCUGGACACGCAGGGAGCGCGCUGGAUGGAGAAACAUGGCUUUGAAAGGCCCAAAUACUUUGUUCCUCAUGGGAAAGAUCUGCUGUCUCUGGACCAGAGUAAGACCUUCUACAAACCGGACUGGUUUGACAUCGUGGGAGCGGAGGUGAAAUGCUGCAAAGAGGCCGUGUGCGUCAUCGACAUGUCCUCCUUCACCAAGUUCGAACUGUCGUCGACAGGAGAACAGGCCCUGGAGCUGCUGCAGCAUCUGUGUGCCAACGACCUGGAUGUUCCCGUCGGACACAUUGUCCACACCGGCAUGUUGAAUGAGAGGGGAGGCUACGAGAACGACUGCAGCGUGGUCCGCAUCAGCAAGAACAGCUUUUUCAUCGUCUCUCCGACAGACCAGCAGGUCCACUGUUGGUCCUGGAUAAAGAAACACAUGCCCAAUGACCCACAGCUCCACCUGGAGGACGUCAGCUGGAAGUACACAUCCUUAAAUCUUAUUGGACCCCGUGCAAUGGAUGUUUUGGCCGAGCUGUCCUACGUUCCCAUGACACCUGACCACUUCCCUUCUAUGUUCUGCAAGGAGAUGAGUGUGGGCUAUGCAAACGGGAUCAAAGUGAUGAGUAUGACUCACACUGGGGAGCCAGGCUUCAUGCUCUACAUCCCCAUAGAGUACGCCUUGCACGUGUACAACGAGGUGAUGUCAGUGGGUCAGAAGUACGGGAUUCGUAACGCAGGCUACUACGCGCUGCGCAGCCUCCGCAUAGAGAAGUUCUUUGCCUUCUGGGGUCAGGACCUCGACGCUUUCACCACGCCGCUGGAAUGUGGACGAGAGUUCAGGGUCAAGUUUGACACGGACAAAGACUUCCUCGGCCGCGAGGCGUUGUUGCAGCAGCGACAGGACGGCGUGUUUCGGCGAUUCGUCAUGCUGGUCCUGGAGGACCACGACACGGAGCUGGACUUGUGGCCGUGGUGGGGGGAGCCCAUCUACCGCAACGGUCAGCUGGCCGGGGCUACCACCAGCAGCGCCUACAGCUACACCCUGGAGCGCCACGUCUGCCUCGGCUUCGUGUCUCCGCCGCCGGGCCCGGAGGGGCUCCCAACCCCCUUCACCCCAGACUUCAUCAACCGCGGGGACUACGAGGUGGACAUCGCUGGCCAGCGCUACCCGGCCAAAGCCAAACUCUACCCCUUCAGCUCCCUUUUCACCCAACAGAAACGCCGCAAGGAAGACAUGGAGCUCAGCAACCUCCAGGGGAAGUGAUGCCGAGGAGUAGAAAAAAAUCCUCUGCUCGUUUGUGAUCCUCCUUCGGUUCACCGAAUCCACUCCAGCAGUGCCAACCUAUCUUCCCCUUUUCUAGCUCCUACUCAGAGGGCUGACUGCACAAUCACUCCUCGUCCCUUUAAAUAUUUAUCUUCCACGUCGCAUCUCCCCCUUUCUAAGUGCAAUAUUUAAAGAAAAGCCAAGUGCUUGAGCUCCUGCGUCACUUACGUUCGCUGUCCCUUUUCCAGCCCUGCCUCCCUCUUACACCUAAACACAAGUCCACACAGUCUCAGAGGCUCUACCAACUGGGACAAGUGCCUUUGUGAAGGCAGCACCAACAAUAGUUAUUGAGACUCCAGAAGGAAAGUUUCUUUUGACCGACAAUCCUCUCCAGUUGUGUUUCUGUCAUCGAAACGAGAAAAAAAAUGUCAAUGCCGAAGUGUAAAAGCCUACGCGGCGGUGUGGACGUUGAUUUUUGUUUUCAUUUCUUCAAAUUGUAAAUCUGCUGCUUUAAAGAAAUACGAGUGAUGUGAUGGCGGAGGAAAAUAUCCUUCCCGGUCGGAGGGAAAAGCAUUCGGAAGCUUGAUAUAAUCAUUUGUAAACCAGUGUCUCGUGUGCCGCCCAUUACUGCUCUUUCACUCCUGUUGAAAAAGCUUCUCCAAAACACUUCAAAGUACAUUUUUCCCUGCUUUUUUUUUUUUUUUUUUUUUUUUACUUUCAGCUGUUCUGGUGUUAUUUUGCUGUGAAUUUUUCCAGUAAUAUAAUACAACCUGUUAUUUAUGUAUUGUGGUCAUUUGAAAUCAGCUGGAGUUUGUUGUAUUGAAGUGCUGUUGAAUGUGGCGGAUGUCAGGUGACCCAGGAUGGUAAAAAUGCGACAGCGGUCCCAGGCCUGUCGGUGGGGAGGGGGGAGGGUCCAUGAGUUGCCGAUUUGUUGUUUUUGCCUCAUCCAGAGGUUGGAUGUUUGUGUAAAGGAAAGACUUUGUGGCCAUUUCAAAAGAAAAGGAGUGUAUUUUUGCAUAGCCGGUGUGUAUAAAAUCUCUAUUUUCUGUACCAGCACAUAUUUUCUACAUCGGUUUUAAGUUGUAUCAGCAUGUAUGAAAUCGCCACUCGUCCUUCUGAUUGUGCAUCGUUUCAAAUGCUCUCCAGGACGCUCGCCCGCAGUGUCUUGACAUUUUCCCCAUGUGUAUUUCUGUACAGAACCUCUACGAUGUCAUUCGGUCGGGUAAAGGCCUGGCGCUGGUCGUGAUUUGUGCGUGUGUGUGGCUCGAAUACACUUCAGCUGCGAUAGUGUAGUGUGAGUGUGUGAGGGUUGUCUGGUGUCAACGGGCUCUGCACUAAAAGUGCAUGGUCACCUUGUGGGGAAUCAGGAAGUUGUCUCAACUGGCUGGAGGACGGAGCAGAGGUCACGCGCCGCCUGAGUGCCUUACUUUCAGAGGGACGACGAUGUUCAAAUCCAAGGCGAAAUCUGUUCUGAUGUGUUUGUCGGAGGUUGCUUAUUUUUAGGUGUUUCUCCAAAUGUAUUGUUGUAAAAAAAAGAGUUUGUUCCUUUUCUUUGCUUGAUUUGAAUACAAGAUUUAUUUAUUUUCUUCUUGAGUAGCAGCAGCAGCAGCAUUUGAAUAGAGCUGCUACCGAAGCACUUUCACCUCCGAGAGGAGAUCUGCAGCGGCUUUCAAGUUUGGAUGUUGCAGAAAGCAGCUGCCGUGUUGACAAAACUAGAAUAUAGAGAGGGCCUCGUUAAACCCUCACACUUGGGUUUCGUUUAACGUGGGGCGACACUCUUUUGCUAACAUCUCAGGCUUUUUAUCACUGAAUGAAUCCGUGAAAUGUUCGGUGCGGUUCACGUUAAUGAGCUCAUGCGGCGGACCUUUGCGCCGAGCAGGACAAUAAAAGUGCAACUUUGCGUUUUACACCUUGGUUGCUGCACGGCUGGGAGAUGAAUUGCUCGUGUGGUGGCUGUCGCUGCUCAGCAGAAAAAAACCAAACUCCCAUCUGCGACAGGGAGGUUGACGUUGCUCUCAAAGGGCUAAUUUUUCUUAAUGUGCACUUGAAAUGUUUGUGGAAAGGUGUUAAUAUUGAAUGAAGUGACUGCAUUAUGAGCACGGUGGAUUGUUUUGUCUUUGUUACAGUACAGUCGUCUUGUUUUGUCCCUUUCAGUGUCACUACGGCGAUUUGGCCUCGACCUCAGCGCUGUACAGUAGAAGCGACCCGUCUCUUCCACAGUGGUGCUUCGGCUCCAUGCAGUUCACCUCUUUAACACCGAAUAGCAACGUUUGACUCCCAAGUCUCCUCUCGUGUUGCGGUUUAUCAUCUCCAGAAGUUCUUUACAGCCAAAAGAGCUUGGGAGAAAACACCUCCCCUGCAGGAACCACAGAUGUGCUGUUGUCUUUGCACACGUUCAGUAGGUUUUUUGACAGGACACGGUAAGAACGGAGCUCCGGUCACGUUAAGGGAAAGUCUGUUCUGUUGGUGACUGAUCUGUCAAACCUCGCUCAGACGCUCAACACUCCUGGAUGGUGGGUCGUCCCUUACUUAAUGUUCCUGUUUUUAACACUUCUUUUGACUGGACUUAUAUGUAAAUGCCGGCUUUUCCCCCAAAGAGUCAUGUUCUUAUAACAAACUGAUGUUUGACUGUCUAAUGUUAAAAAAAAUAAACAAAUAUGUAAUGUGUUCAUACCA
Molecule: messenger RNA, 5523 nt
Organism: Scophthalmus maximus (turbot)
Lineage: Eukaryota; Metazoa; Chordata; Actinopteri; Pleuronectiformes; Scophthalmidae
Gene: pdpr
Product: pyruvate dehydrogenase phosphatase regulatory subunit
Exons: 18
Coding region: 169-2847 (892 amino acids)
Cellular component (GO): mitochondrion; mitochondrial matrix; cytoplasm
Molecular function (GO): oxidoreductase activity; protein binding
Source: RefSeq, a predicted model, not a curated record